AUGCAGCAAUCACCCCCUUCGCCUGCUCCCUCCAUCGCCAUUCCGCGGAAGCAGCAGGCGGCUGGAAGGCAGCAGUGGGUGGCACGUGAGCAAGGCAGCGAGGCAGAAGAGAGCACGUGGCGUUCACUCGCAUCGCAAGCACCACCGCUGGACGUCCCACCCCAUUCGCCAUUCCACUCGCCAUGGAGCUGCCUCCCCCCCUGCGCACAGAUAACUCAUUCCCCCGCUCCUUCUCCUCCCUCCCCGUCCUACCCGCCCUCACCGCUCUUCCUGCCAGGCCAGCGCAAGGCGAGCAGCAAGCGAGGGGAGGGCAGCAGGCGAGAGGAGGCGAUGGGAGCGCCAAGGGCGGGCAGCAGGGCAGCAGCGCCGGCCUCAUCAACGGUUGAGGUUGUAAGUAUCGCCCCUGCCACCACACUCCACAAGGGCCCCACUCCCCCCCGGUUCAGGUCCUUCCCUUCAAGCCUUACGCCCACUCUGCAUCAACGCACCCCCUCCGCGUGCACCACCACGCCUCCAACUUUCAGCUAA
Molecule: messenger RNA, 528 nt
Organism: Closterium sp. Naga37s-1
Lineage: Eukaryota; Viridiplantae; Streptophyta; Zygnematophyceae; Desmidiales; Closteriaceae
Source: the annotation of a GenBank genome assembly